AAAACAGACAACACAAUUACGUGACCUGUUCUAUUUUGUUCGUUGGUUUAUUAAGACAAUAGUAUUGGCGUUUGCUGAAACAACCAUUCACUAUGAAUCUCAUGGGAUUCUCGACGGCCAUGGAUGGGUUGGCAUGGAGAGGAUUGGUGUACACGGUAUUUAUACUCCAUUUUGUGUUUGCUUGCCAGCUCCUCCUCCUCCAGCCGCUCGUUUCUGCCAUAGAUGGCAAACCUGGUAAUGCUGCUGAAUUACUAGAGAGGGUUUCACAAAGUAUAAAAGUGAAACGCUAUAGUGAGGCACUUGAUGAUCUUAAUGCUGCUAUAGAGGCAGAUCCAACACUUUCAGAAGCAUAUUUUCGUCGUGCAUCCGUUCUUCGUCAGCUUUGCAGAUAUGAGGAAUCUGAGAAGAGCUACCAGAAAUUCCUGGAGCUGAAACCUGGAAAUUCAGCUGUAGAAAAGGAGCUUUCUCAAUUGCGUCAGGCUCAGAGUGCUCUAGAUACAGCUAGGGCUCUCUUUGAUUCAGGCGGCUUUACAAAAUCUUUGGAAUACAUUGAUAAAGUUGUACUUGUUUUUUCUCCAGCGUGCUUAAAGGCCAAACUCCUCAAAGUGAAGUUGCUAUUAGCAGAGAGAGACUAUUCCAGUGCCAUAGCUGAGAGUGGAUUUAUUCUCAAGGAAGAUGAAAACAAUCUAGAGGCUUUAUUGUUACGUGGUCAUGGCUACUAUUAUCUAGCAGAUCAUGAUGUUGCAUUAAGGCAUUUCCAGAAAGGUCUCCGUCUAGAUCCAGAACACAGUGAACUUAAAAAAGCAUAUUUUGGAUUGAAAAAUCUUCUCAAGAAGAGUAAAAGCGCAGAAGAUAACGUAAAAAAGGGUAAGCUUAGGCUUGCAGUGGAGGAUUUCAAAGCAGCCCUUGCAUUGGACCCUAAUCAUCUUGCUCAUAAUGUACAUCUUCAUCUUGGCUUAUGUGAGGUCUUGGUCAAACUUGGUAGGGGAAAGGAUGCUAUAACCAGUUGCAAUGAAGCACUCAGCAUUGAUGGGGAACUUAUUGAUGCGUUAGUUCAGAGGGGUGAAGCUAAACUUUUAACGGAAGACUGGGAGGGAGCUGUUGAAGAUCUGAAAUCAGCGGCUCAAAAAUCACCUCAGGAUAUGAAUAUACGGGAAGCAUUCAUGAGGGCUGAGAAAGCUUUAAAGAUGAGCAAACGCAAGGACUGGUACAAGAUUUUAGGAGUUUCAAGGAUGGCAUCUAUAUCCGAUAUCAAGCGUGCAUACAAAAAGCUUGCUUUGCAGUGGCACCCAGAUAAGAAUGUUGAGAACAGAGAAGAAGCAGAGGCCAAGUUUCGAGAAAUUGCAGCUGCAUAUGAGGUUCUCAGCAACGAAGAAAAACGUACGAGAUAUGAUAGAGGGGAAGACAUUGAAGAUACGGGUAUGGGCAAUGGAGGAGGUGGCUUCAACUUUGGUGGUGGGGGACAGCAGUUUACAUUUUCUUUCGAGGGAGGCUUCCCGGGUGGAUUUGGAGGAGGCUUCCCUGGUGGUGGUGGUUUCGAGUUCCAAUUUUAAUUUCUGUGUUUCACAAAGAAAGUUAGGAAACUGCAAAUUGUUUUAUUUUUUUUCCCUUUAAGUGAGCAAGUUGUUUUAUUUAGGAGCCCCCAAAACAAGGUUACUGACUAAUUGUUGACUCGUACGUGGUGGUGGGAAGUAGUACAUAGGGCAAUCCAGAGAGGCUUGUUACAUAGAAAUCGUAUCCCUUUGAGAAAGUGAAAAGUUUUGCUCCAAGUCAGGAAUUUGUAUUUUUUCUUGAUUAAAGGAAAUUGAUGAGCCCCUGAAUUACUUUAA
Messenger RNA from Carya illinoinensis, 1829 nucleotides. Its product is annotated as dnaJ protein P58IPK homolog. The record is from RefSeq and is a predicted model, not a curated record. Gene Ontology annotation, cellular component: endoplasmic reticulum lumen. Gene Ontology annotation, molecular function: protein binding. The transcript is spliced from 9 exons. Bases 93 to 1553 code for a protein of 486 amino acids. Lineage: Eukaryota; Viridiplantae; Streptophyta; Magnoliopsida; Fagales; Juglandaceae.